CGUAACGUCACUUCACUUCACGAAUGAAAGAAUUCCUGAGUUGAGGUUACCAUCGGUUAUGAACGCAGCCAGUCUAGAAAUUCAGGCCAAAGGUGAAAGUUUUUGAAACUUAGGUAGUUCUCGCAUAUUCCCGAUGUAAGCAGUGUGCCCAAUGUCGUUCAUCCUGAAGCAUCCUGUCACUCGAUAAACCUCAUCCCCCGUGAGAGAAAAUAGAAAAGUGAAAAGAUUUAAAAGACAUGUCCAUCAACAACUCAGUGUUGACGAUUGUCAGGAGAGCGAAUGCACUUUCUGCUCUACUUCGUGACAGAAAUCUGGUGCUCCGGGAGGCGCAGAGGGGGUAUCUACCCCAGAGGAGUGACGAUGAACCCAGAAGUUGGAGAUGCUAUGCCACCAGAGUGGCCACCAAUCAGAAACCCGAUUGGAACAGAGCUGUGUCGGAAGCUGAGAAAAUUGUGGGAUAUCCAACUUCGUUUUUGAGUCUACGGUGGCUUCUCAGUGACGAAAUUGCCAAUGUUGCUCUGCAUCUGAGGAAACUGGUGGGAUCCAAUCAUCCACUGUUGAAGACAGCGAAAAGUCUCAUUUACAAUGGAAGGAACAAUAUGCAGGCAUGGGGCCUGAUAGUCCUCUUAAUCUCGAAGGCAGGUGGGCACCUGAAUGUCGAUGAUAUGGAGGAGGACAAGGCGGCAGGAGUGCUCCACAGUCAGAGAGCACUGGCUGAAGUCACUGAGAUGAUUCGCACGAGUCAUUUAGUUCAUAAGGGACUUGUCAAUAUCCAGCCCGGAGUCUUCCCAGACGCUGCUGAGCACAAUGACAUGACUUUUGGGAACAAAAUUGCUCUUCUCAGUGGAGAUUACCUCCUGGGGAACAGCUGUGCUGAACUCGCAGCACUCAGGAAUCAAGAUUUAGUUGAAUUAAUGUCAAGUGCAGUUCGAGAUCUGGCAGAAGCGGAAUUUCUUGGCCGUAGGGACAGUCAGAAUAAUGCACUACCUCCAGUACCCCCUGAGGAUCGAAGUGGCUAUGCUGUGAGAGAGUGGACUCUUCAGAAUGUCACGAGUGCUGGCUCACUCCUUGGAAAAUCGUGUCAAGGUACUCUGAAGCUCGCUGGACAUGACGAGGAUCUGCAAAUGCAGGGGUACAAUUUUGGAAAACACUUGGCUCUUGCUUGGCAGGCAUGUCUCGACUUGAGUCCAUUCAUCAGCAAGGAGGAUCCAGCAUCUCCAUUCAAUCUCUGUUCAGCCCCAGUGAUGUUCCACAUCGAGCACGAUCCAUCAAUUCUAACCGAGAUCGAUAAAGGUCUACAAUCCGUCCAAAACGUUGAUUAUGCAAAGGUGUACGACAGUGUUACCAAGGGCCCAGGUGUCGAGCUGACGAAGCAGUUACAGAAGGACCACUCACAACAAGCAAUGGAAGUCUUGAGUGUCUUCCAAGAGAGUGACGCCAGAACUGCGUUAUCGAACAUUAUUGCAGCCAUGGGUGAUUUUUAGCAAAUGGCUGAACA
Diachasma alloeum is the source of this 1498-nucleotide messenger RNA. RefSeq names its product decaprenyl-diphosphate synthase subunit 2 (gene Pdss2). The record is from RefSeq and is a predicted model, not a curated record. NCBI's taxonomy places the organism in Eukaryota, Metazoa, Arthropoda, Insecta, Hymenoptera, Braconidae. Gene Ontology annotation, molecular function: prenyltransferase activity. Gene Ontology annotation, cellular component: transferase complex; mitochondrion. Gene Ontology annotation, biological process: isoprenoid biosynthetic process; ubiquinone biosynthetic process. The coding region runs from base 237 to 1484 and encodes 415 amino acids. The transcript is spliced from 5 exons.